UUUUUUUUUUUUAUCUAGAUUUAUAUUUGAUAUGACUGUUGGCAAAGACAAGACUAUUCCCAUUACUGUCUUCACAGGGUUUCUUGGCAGUGGGAAAACAACUACCAUUCUAUCUUUACUCAAACGUCUUCCUGAAGGUUAUAAAACUUGUUUAUUGAAGAAUGAAUUUGGUGAUAUUGCUGUCGAUAGUCAAUUGGCCAAGGAAACGAAUAUUGGUGUACAGGAAAUGAUGAAUGGUUGUUUAUGCUGUGUGCUUGUUGGACAAAUGAAACUGGCUUUACAGGAACUUAAAGACAAAUAUAACCCAGAUCGUAUCAUAGUGGAAACAAGUGGUUCUGCAUUUCCAGGUCCUGUUGCUUGGCAAAUUCGUGAAAUGGAACCUGAAGGUUUUGUAUUAGAUUCAAUUAUUACUGUAGUGGACUGUGUCAAUUUCACUGGAUAUGAAGAUACUAGUUAUACAGCAAAGCUUCAAGCACAAUACAGUGAUGUUAUUUUACUCAACAAACAUGAAUUGGUAUCAGAACGGGAAUUGGAUAUAGUACUUGAUCAUGUCAAUGAAUUGAAUACAGAUACUCCCAAGGUCAAAUGCGAUAGCAAGCAGGGAAUAUCACCAGAUCUUGUGUUUGGAUUGGAUACAGAAUUAUUCAAGGUAGCUUACGACAAAUCAGGCAACAUGGAAGAAAUGAUAUUUGAUCCUCAUCAUCAAGAAAAUGAAGUCGACCUUAUUCAAGUCAUUCAAUCAUCAUCAACGACAAUACAAAGACAUACUCGCAAUGAGUUGGAAACAUGGUUAACAACGCUUCCAAAAGACGAUAUUUAUCGGGUGAAGGGUUUUGUACGGUUGGAUCAAGGCACAUUGUAUAUAUUGAACCAUGCCUUUGGACGAUUUACUUUGACACCAGUGGAUCAUACUGAAACAUUACAUCAAAGCAAGGAUAUUGAAAUCAAAAUUACGGUGAUGGGUCAAGAUCUGCGGAUGUACAAGGAAAAAAUACAACAAGGUUUACUCAAAGGGACAGAUGGAAGCAUAUCGUUAAUUGAAGCUCAUAGACAUCAUUAGUUAGACUUUAUAUAGAAAAUUAGAGUUUUAUUUUUAUGAAAUAAAAAAGAUGAUAUAUUUUUUUUUA
This is a messenger RNA of Halteromyces radiatus, 1127 nucleotides long. Its product is annotated as CobW/HypB/UreG, nucleotide-binding domain-containing protein. The coding region runs from base 32 to 1060 and encodes 342 amino acids. The transcript has 6 exons. The record is from RefSeq and is a predicted model, not a curated record. Gene Ontology annotation, cellular component: cytoplasm. NCBI's taxonomy places the organism in Eukaryota, Fungi, Mucoromycota, Mucoromycetes, Mucorales, Cunninghamellaceae.